Molecule: messenger RNA, 697 nt
Organism: Cyclopterus lumpus (lumpfish)
Lineage: Eukaryota; Metazoa; Chordata; Actinopteri; Perciformes; Cyclopteridae
Product: C-X-C motif chemokine 10-like
Exons: 4
Coding region: 93-428 (111 amino acids)
Biological process (GO): cellular response to lipopolysaccharide; neutrophil chemotaxis; antimicrobial humoral immune response mediated by antimicrobial peptide
Cellular component (GO): extracellular region
Molecular function (GO): chemokine activity; CXCR chemokine receptor binding
Source: RefSeq, a predicted model, not a curated record
GUUCUCUUUGACUCUAUUCAAUCUCUCUAGCUGCACUUGUUACAGCUCCUCUUCAUCACCUUCAUCACAGCACCAGUGUCUUCUUUACAAAAAUGUCCGGCAUCAUGAAAGUGUUUCUACUCCUGGCUGUCAUGGUCUGCAUCUCUCAAGCCCAACUCGGUCAUACAUCAGGAAAGCAGUGUCUGUGUCAACGUGUGAGGAAUGGAAUUAGAUCGAAGAAUACCAUAAAGGACGUCCAGGUCUACCCAGCAACCAUCUUCUGUGACAAAGUGGAGAUUGUCGUCACCAUCAACAGCGGCCUUCGCUAUUGCCUGAACCCCAAGUUGAAGGCAGUGCAAAAACUCAUGGCUUCCAUCAUUAAACGAGGAUCCUCGACUACAACCAGACCAACUGAGCUCACUUCCACCACCAACACAGCUCGCAUCUGACUCUUUAUCUCCUCCGAUCGAGAAGAAGAGCAGAUGAUCUCUGACCCCCACAAACAAAGGCACCUUAAACGAAUGCAGAUUUGAAAUGGAAUACAUGUUUUGUCUAUUUAUCUUCUAUUUAUACUGUUGUGCACUUACAGUUUGAUCUCUGUUCUAUUUUAUUUUUAUUUGAUCUGUGUUUGUAAAUAGAUGUAUGUGUUUUGAAUCAAGUCUGAUACAUGUUGGAAUUGUCAGUGUUUUUUAAAUAAAAAAAUAUAAGCUCAAAAGCA